AUGAAGCUACUGAAAUUCUUGUUAUUCGCCAUUCUUGUGGUGGCAGUAAUUGCUGAGGAUACCACACCAGCUGAUGGCACUCCUCCUGCUGAUGGUACCCCUCCUGCUGAUGGUACUCCUCCUGCUGAUGGUACUCCUCCUGCCGAUGGUACUCCUCCUGCCGAUGGUACUCCUCCCGCCGAUGGAACUCCACCCGCCGAUGGUACUCCUCCAGCUGAUGGUACUCCUCCUACUGAUGGUACUCCUCCUGCUGAUGGUACUCCUCCUGCUGAUGGAACUCCGCCAGCUGAGAGUACUCCACCUGCUGAUGGUACUCCUCCUGCUGAUGGUACUCCACCAGCUGAUGGAACUCCUCCUGCUGGCGGUAAUACUCCACCUGCUGGAGCAACAACAAAGAAACCAGCAACCCCUAAUAAGAAACCUCCCGCUAAAAAGCCAGCAAAGAAACCAGCUAAGAAGCCUGUUAAAAAGCCUGCCAAUAAAAAACCCGCUAAUAAGAAACCCGCUAAUAAGAAACCCGCUAAUAAGAAACCAGCUAAUAAAAAACCCGCUAAUAAGAAACCGGCCAAUAAAAAGAAACCCAAGGCCAAUAAUUCCAUUGCAGCUAGAAACCAAAACAUGCAAGUGGUAAUUGCUGAGGUUACUCCACCGGCUGAUGGGACUCCACCGGCUGAUGGUACUCCUCCUGCCGAUGGUACUCCUCCUGCUGAUGGUACUCCUCCCGCUGAUGGUACUCCUCCUGCCGAUGGUACUCCUCCUGCAGAUGGCACGCCUCCCGCCGACGGCACUCCUCCCGCCGACGGCACUCCUCCCGCCGAUGGUACGCCUCCUGCUGAUGGUACGCCUCCUGCUGAUGGUACUCCUCCUGCCGGUGGUACUCCACCUGCCGAUGGCACUCCUCCUGCCGAUGGUACUCCUCCUGCUGGUGGUACUCCUCCCGCUGGUGGCACUCCUCCCGCUGGUAAUACCCCAACUACAAAGAAACCUGCAACACCCAAUAAGAAACCUCCAGCAAAGAAACCAACAAAGAAGCCAGCUAAAAAGCCAGCCAAGAAACCCGCAAAGAAACCAGCAAAGAAACCAGCAAAUAAGCCUGCAAAGAAACCAGUUAAAAAGCCUGCUAAAAAGAAUACCGUCAGAGUUGGAAACAAAAAUAUACAAUCGGCCAAUACAAAUGGUCCUGUUAAGCAAAAUAAUAUAGCCAG
Messenger RNA from Musca vetustissima, 1205 nucleotides. RefSeq names its product proline-rich protein HaeIII subfamily 1-like. The transcript has 2 exons. Lineage: Eukaryota; Metazoa; Arthropoda; Insecta; Diptera; Muscidae. The record is from RefSeq and is a predicted model, not a curated record. The annotation marks the transcript as partial.